UUUGGAAUGCCAAUAUUAGCCAUGCUCUUGGUGGCUGAAUUGACCGGCCAAUUAGGCUUACGUCGGAGACUGUUAUCUUUAUGGCGUCGAUGCGGGGCAUAUAUGGGUUUGCGUGGGACGGAUGAGGAGGCUGAAACUACAAUGGAUAUUAUUUUUGAAUACGCAGCAUUGUGCCAAAAUCUGGCCUAUAUGCUGUACAUGACGUUCCAGCUGUACGAGAAUGAACACACCAACGAAGCAGGCAUGCCCAAUGACGACGAGCUGAUUUCCACAUACAAAGGCAUGCUGAGCGCCAAAAUAUCGGUUUUGGCGGAGAAUGGACGUCGAGAUGUGGCUAAAGGCCAUCAAAGGCAUGAAGUAACGAAGAGGGAGCUAAAGGAUAUACGCCUGGCUGCUGAAAAAUCCGAUGGACUACAACAAAUGCUUGAAGGAGCAUACGCAUUUUUCCGGUUUGCAAGAUUCGUUCGGCUUGACAACACGGGCACACUUGAGCAUCGCCGCGUCAUCGAUCGCAUCCGAUCGGACAGCUAUACGAGACGGGAGGCUGCAAGACAGGCACUGCCGCCGGGCAUCUCAUGA
Paramacrobiotus metropolitanus is the source of this 579-nucleotide messenger RNA. RefSeq lists its product as uncharacterized. Lineage: Eukaryota; Metazoa; Tardigrada; Eutardigrada; Parachela; Macrobiotidae. The transcript has 3 exons. The record is from RefSeq and is a predicted model, not a curated record. The coding region runs from base 7 to 579 and encodes 190 amino acids.